Molecule: messenger RNA, 804 nt
Organism: Schistocerca serialis cubense
Lineage: Eukaryota; Metazoa; Arthropoda; Insecta; Orthoptera; Acrididae
Exons: 1
Coding region: 1-804 (267 amino acids)
Source: RefSeq, a predicted model, not a curated record
AUGCGACGCGGGCCGAGCGCAGCCGAGGGCGGCCGAGGCGCGCCGAGGGGGCAGCGGCCGGGCCCGGGCAGCGCAGUGCGCGUCCGGCCGCAGCGCGCGACCCGCGACCCGCCGCCCGCGACCCGCGAGAUGCCGACGGACGACGGCGCGCUCACCGUGGCCAUGUCCAAGGGCCGCUCCGCCUCCAUCUGCGCGCCCGGCUUCUCCAGCAUGGAGGCCGUGGCCGCCGCCGCCGCAGCGGCCGCCGCCGGCGGGGGCGGAGGCAGCGGCAGUGGGGGUGGCGGCGGGACCCCGGUGGCCGGGAGGCGGCGCCGGCCCGCAGCCCGGUCGCAGAGCGCGCGCCUCACCGGCGGCAAGUCCGUGCGGCGGCGAGCGGCCGCGGGGGCGGCCGGGGGCGGCGGCGAGGGCAUGCGGGGCGGCGUGAGCGAGCCGCGCCUCGCCGGACACGGGGCGGAGGGCACGCCGCCCCCGGCGCCGGGGCUGGGGCUGCCCGCCGCCGCCACCCCCGAGGCGUCGCCCGGCUUCCGCAGGCGCGGCUCGAGCCGGCGCUCCGUGCACCACGCUCACGGCCACGGCCACGGCCACGGCCACGCUCACGGCCACGCGCAGCAGCCGCCGCCGCGCAAGUCUGCCGCCUACCUGGACGUGCCCGACGCGCUGGGCGGGCCGCUCGAGGGCGAGGACGACGAGUCGUACCGCCUGCGCUCCUUCAGCCUCACCUCCAAAGGUAGGCGCCGCCCCCCACCCACCUGCCGACCGCCGUCUGUGUAUGUGGCGUCGUCGCCGAUCUGUCAGACCUACUGA